Messenger RNA from Penicillium riverlandense, 498 nucleotides. RefSeq lists its product as uncharacterized. NCBI's taxonomy places the organism in Eukaryota, Fungi, Ascomycota, Eurotiomycetes, Eurotiales, Aspergillaceae. The transcript has 2 exons. The coding region runs from base 1 to 498 and encodes 165 amino acids. The record is from RefSeq and is a predicted model, not a curated record.
AUGAAGUUCUUUCCCAGAUUUGCCCUCCUCGCCAGCCCCGCCACCGCGGCCCCGGUCCAGAUGCUCUUCAAUCUGGUAACGGCCUCGAACAACAGCCACAACGGCCUGUAUCUGUCCACGCAGUCGACCGGUCCGCUGAACAGCAAGGCCGUUUUUCGAGAUCCAGUAAACGCAGGCACUUUUUAUUUGGAUAACCAUAGUGUCCGCUUCGAGGCCCAUAAUGGGGCUCCUUGGGCCAUGGCUUUGUUCUCGGGGAGCAAUGUCGCGGGGCGUGUUGGAGUGAGCGUGGCGCCAUCUUCUGGGAGCUCCGGGUUUGAAUUGUCCGAUGGGGGUGCUCUGACUACAACGAACAAUGAUUUCGGUGGAUGGCUAGUCUGUGAGGAUCAAAGCAGCGGCAGUCUUCCGGGCCUUUACUAUAUCAAUAAGAGUGUUGGUGGUGGUCUUCCCGAUAGUUGUGAUGAGGUUCAACUGGUUGUCAAGUUUAAGACCUCUCCGUAG